UCACACACUGUACGGCUUGUCAGGGCUUCAGACUGACACAACACCUGCUGGAUGAAUGAUGUCUGCCGCUAGCAUUGACCCUCAGACAUCGAAAGGACAAGAUGCAAGCAAAGGCUUUCCAGUCUCUGUGCAGAAUGGCUCCCUCCACCAGAAGGAUACAGUCCAUGACAAUGACUUUGAGCCUUAUCUCACCGGCCAGUCUAAUCAGAAUAACAGCUAUCAGUCCAUGACAGACCCUUACCUGUCCAGCUACUAUGCCCCCUCCAUUGGAUUUCCUUACCCCCUCAGUGAGGCUCCUUGGUCUACUGGAGGCGACCCGCCUAUCCCCUACCUGACACCCUACGCCCCCCUCAGCAAUGGCGACCACCACUUCAUGCACGACACGGUGUUCGGGCAGCCGGGCGGGCUCAGCAGCAGCAUCUAUCCUCACAGGUUUAACUUUUUCCCGGAGAACCCGGCCUUCUCCACCUGGGGCACCAGCGGCUCUCAGGGCCAGCAGACUCAGAGCUCGGCCUACGGGGGGAGUUACAGUUACCCGCCGAGCUCACUAGGAGGCACUCUGGUCCCUGAUGGCCAGACUGGUUUCCAUAGCGACACCCUGAGCAAGGCUCCAGGUAUGAACAGCCUGGAGCAGGGCAUGCUGGGCCUAAAAAUAGGAGGGGAUGUGACAGGAAGUGGCUCUGGUGUGAAGAGUGGAGGCUCUGUGAUCGGUGGCGGUGUGGCUGCAGCUGUUGCCACGGGCAACGGAGGCACUCCAAUAGGAAUGCCCCCUCCAAAACCUACAUCGUGGGCUGCAAUUGCUAGUAAACCUGCCAAGAUGCAGCAACAAAAGAUCAAGAACAAACCUGGAACACCCAUAGCUGGAGGAGGUCUGCCUCCACCCAACAUUAAACACAACAUGGACAUUGACACAUGGGAUAAUAAAGGGACUAUUAACAAAAUGGCCCCUCCUCUGCCUCAUCACCAUCACCACCACCAGCACCAGCCUCAGCUUCACUCCCACGCUGCCAGUCUCAUACCCCCCCUUCAGCAGUCCAUACAGUCUGCCCAGUCCCUGGUGCAGCAGAUGACCAUGCAGGGUCCUCCACCUCCUCCUCCACAGUCCUACCAGAGCCACAACUCUGCCCCGACACCUCAGACCCGCUGGGUGGCCCCUCGCAACAGAAACUUGUGCUAUGGGGGCGGAAGCUUGGACAGCAGUGGCUCCUCUAACGGGUGUGGUGUUGGUAACGGGAUUGGAGGGGGUGGGGGUGUGCCCCCAGAGCCAGGGUCAGAGUCCCACCCUGUGCUGGAGAAACUGCGAGCGGCUCACAGCUACAACCCUAAGGAGUUUGACUGGAACCUGAAAAAUGGCCGCGUCUUCAUCAUCAAGAGCUACUCCGAGGACGACAUCCACCGCUCCAUCAAGUACUCCAUCUGGUGCAGCACAGAGCACGGCAACAAACGUUUGGACUCGGCCUUCAGAGCAAUGAACGCUAAAGGUCCCGUCUACUUGUUGUACAGUGUCAACGGCAGCGGCCAUUUCUGCGGCGUGGCCGAAAUGCGCUCGCCAGUGGACUACGGCACCAGCGCAGGCGUUUGGGCACAGGACAAGUGGAAAGGCAAGUUUGACGUGAACUGGUUGUUUGUUAAGGACGUGCCAAAUAGUCAACUGCGCCACAUCCGCCUAGAGAACAAUGACAACAAGCCAGUCACCAACUCACGUGACACUCAAGAGGUUCCUUUGGAAAAGGCAAAGCAGGUGCUCAAGAUCAUCGCCCAGUACAAACACACCACCUCCAUAUUUGACGACUUCUCCCACUACGAGAAGAAGCAGGAGGAGGAGGAGGUGGUGAAAAAGAGCUAUGAACCUGCCCCAAUACAGAGCCGGUCCCGAAUGGAUCAGGAUCGUCAGAAGUAAAAAGAAGACGGCUGUUGAUGGAAAUUUAGAUUUAAAAGGAAAACACAAGGACAUGAAGAAAUUGAAAACUAAUAUUUUUUUCUAUUUAAUUUUAUUGACUUUGGCCCAUGACAAACUUUUGACCCACGUUGCUCCUGGUUCCCUCUUGUCUAAAGAUGCGUGCAGGGAUGAAGCUCGUUCCACCGGUUGAAUCGCUUCAAUAAUAUAUAUUUUCUUUUCAGUUUUUUUUUUCAGCCUUAUAAAUCUUUAUUGCAACCCCUGGAACUUGCAUUCUUGACUAAAUAUAAGUAACAAAUAUCUGCACGUCUGUUUUUGAAAAAUCUCUUGACAACAUGCUGCUGAUAUUCGGUGACUGUUCACUUUGUGGUUUGUGUGUUGGAGAAAUGUUAAGUGCUUGUAUCGGUUAAUCUUAUUGAGUGAACAACACUUUAUUGACAAAUGUCUGCUAUCUGUGUGUGGCCAGUUGUGUUUGACUUGAUCACAAGAAAAAAGAGCUUCUAUAAUGCCCCUCUUUUGAUUUGCUUUUUAAUUUGUAAUGUUCAGGGGCGUCUUACUUUGGUGGAAGAAUGUGUACGCUGAGAGUUUCUGUUUGCAUAGACAUAAUCGUGACAUUAGAGAGCGUAACUGUUAGAAGAUAUUUUGAAAUAGUUUGUCACCUGGCUUACAAAUGAUCUAAACUUAGGUGGAGAAAAUGUGUGUCACUCCAGAGUGGAGCCUUAACAUUUCUUUUCAGCAUGAGUGUUAAUGAUUUUUUUUUUUCUUUCUUCUUCCAUAAUUGUACCUCAAAAAUUUUUCAGCGAUAGAGAUUCAGGGAAAAGACGUCUAGAGAUAAAACGCUCUGAAAGGUGGUCCCUCUCUUUCUUUUUCAAAAGAUGGAAAUACAAAUCUAAUGUAUGAGUUCAGGUUUUAAUCAACAAAAUAUUCUAUUUUUUUUCCCCCCCAUUACGAGAACUUUUAUGUUCCAAAAGAGGUCUCUGUUUAUGUAUUCUGGAGGAAAUGUAGCAUGUAUUGCUUUUAAAACUCUAGCCAGGCCUGUCACUUUGUCUGUUGUUGUUUUUUUCUUUGUCCUUUAUUAACAAUUUUAAUCUCGACAUUCUCAUCAUUUUCAUUGCUAUAACCUGUCCACAUCAUCCUCAGACAAUGUAAGCUUUAAUGUACCGGCAUUUCUAACUUGAGAUCGCAUCAAAAAUGUUUAACUGUAGCAUUAUACUUAACUGAUUUCUUGUCAAGUGUAUGAAAAACCCAGAGACUAGCCUAUAUGGUAUAUGUUUGUGAUUUUCUUUCUUUCU
Messenger RNA from Labrus mixtus (cuckoo wrasse), 3189 nucleotides. It is a transcript of the gene ythdf1, whose product is annotated as YTH N6-methyladenosine RNA binding protein F1. Gene Ontology annotation, cellular component: cytoplasm. The transcript is spliced from 6 exons. NCBI's taxonomy places the organism in Eukaryota, Metazoa, Chordata, Actinopteri, Labriformes, Labridae. Gene Ontology annotation, molecular function: N6-methyladenosine-containing RNA reader activity; mRNA binding. The record is from RefSeq and is a predicted model, not a curated record. Gene Ontology annotation, biological process: mRNA destabilization. The coding region runs from base 56 to 1900 and encodes 614 amino acids.